Eurypyga helias (sunbittern) is the source of this 543-nucleotide messenger RNA. RefSeq names its product nudix (nucleoside diphosphate linked moiety X)-type motif 7 (gene NUDT7). The transcript has 2 exons. The annotation marks the transcript as partial. Gene Ontology annotation, biological process: coenzyme A catabolic process. Gene Ontology annotation, molecular function: coenzyme A diphosphatase activity; acetyl-CoA hydrolase activity. NCBI's taxonomy places the organism in Eukaryota, Metazoa, Chordata, Aves, Eurypygiformes, Eurypygidae. The record is from RefSeq and is a predicted model, not a curated record.
CUGAGGAGAUCACCAGGGGAAGUGUGUUUUCCAGGAGGUAAAAGGGAAGCAAUUGAUAAAGAUGAAAUUGAUACUGCUCUCCGAGAAGCCAAAGAAGAAGUGGGACUCCAGCCAGAGAAGGUGGAAGUCAUCUGCAGGCUCGUGCCGGGGAUUGAUAAAAUGAAUCACCUGGUCACACCAGUUGUAGGAUUUAUAGAGGACACAUUCCAGGCCACUCCUAACCCCGAUGAAGUGAGCGAUGUGUUUGUGGUGCCCUUGGAGUACUUUGUUAAGCCCUUAACCUACAAGCCCUUGCCUUACCGAACCCCGUCGGGCUGCCCGAGCCGGAUGCACUGCUUCACGUACCACGACCGUGACCACAAAAUGCCAUUCAGGAUAUGGGGACUCACCGCCCACUUUGCUGUAUUUCUUGCUCUUGUAAUUUUUGGAAAGAGACCCACCUUUGAAGUUGAUUAUGAUCUUGACAACUUACUCUCAUCCUCCGAGAGUAACUUCAUGAAGUUGUACACAUCCGUGCGUGAAAGCAAGAGGAGUAAUCUCUGA